GAGGAAACGCAGUCUUCUAUACAUCAGGAAGUGUGGCUGUUUAAAGGCAGGCGUGCUGCCCUGAAACAUACCGGGUGACAAGUGUCUGUCAGUCCACAAAGAAAUAUGGACUCUGCAUUCUGUAAGGAACAGUUUACGUGUGCCAUCUGUCUGGAGUGCUUCUUCAAUCCCGUCUCCAUCCCAUGUGGCCAUAACUUCUGCCGGGAAUGCAUCAAUCAUUUCUGGGAUACAAAAACAAACUGGUAUUGUCCGCUGUGCAAAGACACCUUUCAGAACCGCCCAGAACUCAAGGUCAACGUGGGCUUGAGAGACAUCACCGAUCACUUUAAAAAUUCUCUGAGCGGGGAACCAGCUAAGAAGCCAGUGCCAGCAAAGAGACGCUCUGCAAGACAAGCCCCUGAACCCGACGACAUACUUUGUGACAUCUGCGAUGAAGACAAGUUAACGGCGAUCAAGUCGUGCCUCGUCUGCCGGGGGUCUUAUUGUGAAACGCACCUGACGCCUCACCUCAGGGAUCCUGUGAUGAUGAAGCACAGGCUGACGGAUCCGGCCGCCUUCGUCAACAGUCACCUCUGCACGAAACACAACCAGACCCUGGAGAUGUUCUGCAAGAGGGACCAGACGCCUGUUUGCAAGAAAUGCACAGAAAGGGGCCAUAAACACCAUGAAGUGGUCGCCAUGGAGACAGAGAGCAAGAGGGUCAAGGCUCAGAUGAAGAAGACCCAGGCGGAGAUUGAACAGAUGAUCGAGGUCAGGAUUAAGAAGACUGAGGAGAUCAAGCAGUCGGUGGAGCUGAGCAGAAUUGAUCGAGAAAAACAGAUACAGACAAGUAUGGAGUUUGCUACGAUGGCAAUCUGUGUCAUUGAGAAAAAUCAGACUUUGCUGAUCGAGGAGAUCGAGCAGAAGCACAAGGCGGUGGAGACGAGAGCAGAGGAGCUUCUCUUGGAGCUUCAGCAGGAGAUUGAUAAGCUGCAGCAGAGACAGAGUGAACUGCAGCACCUGGAGGAAACCAAGGAACCUCUUCAUCUCCUGCAGAGCUAUUCACAUGUGAGUGCCCCACCUUCUACCACAAACUGGUGCAAAGUCAUGACUGAUCCGGAUCACUACGUGAGAACCGUGAGGAGAACUUUCUCCAGGCUCGUGGACAUCUGUCAGGAACUCGAGCAGAAACUUGCAGCAGAGGAAGUUGUCAAGAUGAGUGAAUAUUCAGUGGACGUGAUCCUGGAUCCGGUGACUGCUGCAGGCUGGCUGGUUUUGUCUCCAGAUGGUAAAAAGGUGAGCCUGAGCUCCCAGCAGAGGAAAGUCCCCAACGACCCCCGCAGGUUCGACUCCUGCACUGCCGUUCUGGGGAAACAAAGCUUCACCUUUGGGAGAUGGUAUUGGGUGGUUCAGGUUGGGGAUAAAACAGACUGGGAUCUCGGUGUUGCCAGGGAGUCCAUCAACAGGAAGGGCUCCAUCAAUGUCCGUCCUGACAACGGUUACUGGGUGAUCUGCAGGAGGAAAGGUGGGAGCCUGCGCGCCUGCACCGGACCCUCCACCACCCUCAAGAUCAGCGACACACCCCUGAGAGUCAGCGUGUUCCUGGACCACGAGCAGGGAUCGCUGUCCUUCUACAACACGGACACAAAGGCUCAUAUUUAUACUUACAGUGGGUUGACCUUCACUGAGCCUCUGAAGCCCUACUUCAAUCCCUGCCUCCAUGACAACGGGAGGAACACGGCGCCGCUGGUCAUCUGUCCCCUGGAAGCUGGUCUCCCAGUGGAGGCUGGAACGCUUUGAACCUCAGGCAAAAAUCUGUAUAAAUGACAUAAAUAAGCUCCUGUUUCUUAUAAAAGUGGAAAAUGUACAUAAAAUAGAUAAGUAUCAGAAUAUUUUUGUAAAACAAUCCCAGCCAACUGUUGCUAUGAAUGCUCCUUAUUAGUUACCUAAACUUACCAACAGUUUGACAAAGCACAGAUAACAAAAAAAACCCUGGGACUGUAAUUUACAUGUUAAGCGUUAUUUCAAAUAUCAUUAUGAACACUGUGGUGCAUAUUGGUGUAUGUUUGAUUAUGUUACUUUAUGCUCUUAAGCUGGUUUUAUUCAGUCCUGCACUUGGAAUAUGUUUGGUGGAAGGGAGUUUGAUAUCUGUCUGUAACCACUACACCACAAGUGUGCGGUCACAUUUUUAUAGCUGCAUGCACUGGAGGAAUGUCACAGAUUGAAGUGACAACCACAUCUGAGAUUGAAACUUUAUUGCUUUGUUGUAAAUAUCCAGCCAAUAAAAUACCU
This is a messenger RNA of Cololabis saira (Pacific saury), 2271 nucleotides long. RefSeq names its product E3 ubiquitin-protein ligase TRIM39-like. The record is from RefSeq and is a predicted model, not a curated record. Gene Ontology annotation, molecular function: protein binding; zinc ion binding. Bases 106 to 1779 code for a protein of 557 amino acids. The transcript has 10 exons. Lineage: Eukaryota; Metazoa; Chordata; Actinopteri; Beloniformes; Belonidae.